Messenger RNA from Corapipo altera (White-ruffed manakin), 727 nucleotides. Its product is annotated as T-cell surface glycoprotein CD8 alpha chain-like. The coding region runs from base 1 to 702 and encodes 233 amino acids. The transcript is spliced from 4 exons. NCBI's taxonomy places the organism in Eukaryota, Metazoa, Chordata, Aves, Passeriformes, Pipridae. The record is from RefSeq and is a predicted model, not a curated record.
AUGGACGGGUCUCCUGUCCUGCUCCUCCUGCUCACUCUGGGACUCUGCUGCCCCAGAAUCCAUGGUGAGAUGUAUGAGAUGAAGGUCAGGUUUUGUGAUACCAUCACCCAACUCCAGGUGGGACAGCGGCUGGAACUGGAGUGUCAGACUGACAGUGAUAGAGGAGUAUCCUGGGUCCGCCAGGACAAGAAUGGGACCCUUCACUUCAUUGUCUUCAUCUCUUCCCUGUCCCGAGGGAACACCUUCAAGGGGAAUCAGAGAACAUCCACACGCUUCGAGGCCAGCAAAGACAACACUAUCUAUUGGUUGGUAGUGAAGUCUUUCACACAGCAGGAUGAAGGGAACUAUUUCUGCCUCGUGAACAUCAGCCAAAUGUUGUAUUUCAGCCAUGGCCUGCCUGCCUUCUUCCCAGUCACCACCACAGUGGCACCCAGCACACCAGGACCCACCACCCAGCGUGGCAUCACUGAAAAGGACCCCUGCCUCAAGAUCCUGGAUCCAGAGACAACAAUGCAGGAAGAGCUGAAUUCCUUCUGUCACAUCUUCAUCUGGGCCCCCUUGACAGGCCUCUGCCUCCUGAUCCUCCAGCUCCUGAUGAUCACCAUCAUGCUGUGUCAACGUAAGACUCACCAGAACCCCUCUAGAUCCACCUCUGGCCUGAAACCACAGCCCUGUCCCUCAGGGCCACGGAUGUCCCAGUGAUCCGCUUUGGGAGGCAUCAGAGAAC